This is a messenger RNA of Haliotis rufescens (red abalone), 8327 nucleotides long. RefSeq names its product sex peptide receptor-like. Gene Ontology annotation, biological process: G protein-coupled receptor signaling pathway. Gene Ontology annotation, molecular function: G protein-coupled receptor activity. NCBI's taxonomy places the organism in Eukaryota, Metazoa, Mollusca, Gastropoda, Lepetellida, Haliotidae. Bases 6546 to 7712 code for a protein of 388 amino acids. Gene Ontology annotation, cellular component: membrane. The transcript is spliced from 2 exons. The record is from RefSeq and is a predicted model, not a curated record.
AGUCAAUGUCUGUAUAAAUCUUGCCGCUGUAUGUCACGGGGGAUGCUAUGCAGCCUGGGGCACGGCGCGGCGUAACAAGGAAACAGUGCUCAUUCGGAAGCGCGUGACGUGUGACGGGAAACGUAAUAUAAAUUGUAUAUAUGAUGAAGAUAUAUAUCUAUAUCAACGCGGCAAGGAACGCUGUCACGGAUGUGACGUCUGGACAUUUUCAUCGAAGAUGAAUAAGGAAAAAGGAUGUGAACACGGAUGUGAACAGGGAGAUUUCAUUGAGAUUGCUACCUGACGGUUGCGUUUCUGCGAUUUCUCCAGUUGCAUUGAACACUCACUUCAAGAACAGCGGAGGGAUUAACCAGUUGAACCCAAGAAUAACGCAUGUUUCUGUGCAUGUAAGCGUGGUGUAGAAGCUCAUCCGUACAAGAUAAGUGAUAAUUUAACUUGAUGGACGACAACACACAUAUCGCAGUUGCACCAGGGUCUCCUGUGACUGACAACUUUGAGCCAUGUAUGUGCGGCAUGUUGACGAGGAAAAUUAGCAUCUUCAUUUGCUGGAUCAGAUAGACGUUCACCUUCAGCGUAUACACCAACACCAAACAUGAAGGAUCAUUACAGUUUCUGCCUCCAGCGUGUAGCCUCGCUGAUGGGCGACACCACUGUAAAUACAAAGGCUUCUUCACUGAUUCAACGCGUGUGCCUCAACGUCACCCAUAUUUUGAACGUCACACAACGUUACAGUCUGAUGGACCUUGAACAAGAGGCCCCUGUGGAUCUAGCCGUGCCCCUCAUGGGCUACGCUGCCCCUGUGGUCGUCUUCCUGACGCUGGUGUUGAAUGCUGUCGUUGUCGUCGUUCUCACUCGGCGGCGACUCAGGUCGCCCACAAACGUCAUACUCGUCUCCAUCGCAGCCUGUGAUACAUUCACAGCAUUGUUCUCAUUACCUGGAUAUAUGUAUACGUACACUUACGAAGGUUACCGGAAUUACCCGAGUAUGGGAUGGUGUUAUGUGUUGACCUACCUAUGCCGGUUUACCCCACAAGUUCUCCACACAGUGUCACUGUGGUUGACAGCAUUACUUGCGUUUCAACGUUACGUAGGUGUCGCUCAAAUGGUGUGCAGAACUUGGAUCAGUCGCUACAAAGGUGUGGCUUUGUCGAUCGUGUUUUUAGGCAUAUUUUCGUUCAUAUCUCACUGUUUUCAGCUCUUUCUUGUCUUAAAACCUGUGACUGUAAUCGGAAAAGAAUUAUUCACUCCGACAGGUAUUCAGAUCUCGAACACUUGUUACAGACAUUUAGCUGUUAUAGAGAAUGUGGACUAUUUCUCCUAUGUGUAUACGUGGGUGAGACUAACCCUUGCCCAGGUUCUACCCUGUUGCCUUCUGCUAGUGUUCAACCUCUGCCUCAUCAGGGCUACAUACAGAAGCUAUACAUAUAGGCGACGCCUGGUUGUUGGACACAAGCUUUCCGAAUCCUCGGACACGAAAAACACAAUCCGGAUCUCGUUAAUGUUGCUUCUCGUAACGUGCUGCACGUGCAUGUUUGAAAUGUUUGUUGACGUAAAUCUGGUUUUAAAUUUCGCCCAAAUUUAUUCAAAACGCUUUUUGGUUUCCGCGGACACAUUAGGCAGGCUUCUCCUUGUCAGUAAUUUUACAAUCAUCCUUUCGUUUCCUCUCAACUUCUUCUUUUACUUCGCGUUCAGCACCAACUUCCGGGUCAUGAUUUUGUCAUGUGUGAAACCGAGGCUCAAGCGGAAGAUCACACCUAACAGAGUAACACCAGGUGUCGACGGGCGGAGUACACAUCACUUCAGCCUGACUCAUUUUCAGAAGCAAAGACAUAGCAAUGGAUACAACGGUAGUGUUCUGUGAAUAUGAAAUUCGACAAAAAUAAAAUACGUUCCGGCGACAAUUUGAACAGUACAGAAAUGUGCAAGGAAGGUGAUUCAUGACUGGAUAAUCAUGUGCGUGCGCUCUGUAAUAAUCUGCGUUGUUGUGAGAACAAUUAAAGUUACAAACAUCAUCCCAAUGAUGUAUCAACUUAAGGAUUCCGGCCAUAAUGGGUCCCCGAAUCAUCAGUAUGGGGGGCUGGUGGCUACAAUGUUUGACUUGACCCCGCGUGGUUCGUUGUCCGUCAGUUCCGAUUACAGGCCGUUGUAUUUCCAAUGAAGGUCUAGAUGUUAUAAACAAUUUGUUCACUGUGACAUUGUGUAUGUGUAAUUAGGGCUAUCAUCAGCUGGUAGAGCAUUGUUCAUUAUACAAAUUUAGUUAUCAGGUCAAUAAUUAUAUUUUGAGAAUUGACUCCCUAUUUUGGCAAAUGCACUUUCAUCUGACCCAAGCCUCGCACCUUUUAACAUUACUAUCCCCCGCCACGAAGUGGGGCGGGGGAUAUAGGAACGGAGUUUGUCCGUCCGUCCGCCCGCUUCUCUAAGUGCACAAAUUUGCUCCAAAACUAUUUACGUCAGAGGAAUAAAACGGAUGUUACUGGUCAUAAUCUCAAAUAAGUUCGAAAAUUGGUGUCGUAAAUUCAUUUAUUACAGAGUUAUGGCCCUUGAUCCGUGCUUUUCAACUUGCAGUGCAUACUGCAUGAAAUGGGAACAAGUUUUCUCAGAAACCACUAAAGUUACAUGAAUGAGAGUUUGCAUGCUUAUCUAAGAGAUACUUGUCAAGACUGAGUUCCAAGAUUGGUCCCGUAAAUUAUGUUUUACAGCGUUACGGCCGUUGGCCCAUGCUAUUUUACUUAGUGCAUAGUUUCUGCAAAGGAGACAAGUCAUUUUACUAAGUGCAUAGUUUCUGCAAAGGAGACAAGUCAUUUUACUUAGUGCAUAGUUUCUGUAAAGGAGACAAGUCAUUUUACUUAGUGCAUAGUUUCUGCAAAGGAGACAAGUCAUUUUACUUAGUGCAUAGUUUCUGCAAAGGAGACAAGUCAUUUUACUUAGUGCAUAGUUUCUGUAAAGGAGACAAGUCAUUUUACUUAGUGCAUAGUUUCUGCAAAGGAGACAUGUCAUUUUACUUAGUGCAUAGUUUCUGCAAAGGAGAUAAGUUAUUUUACUCAGUGCAUAGUUUCUGCAAAGGAGACAAGUCAUUUUACUUAGUGCAUAGUUUCUGCAAAGGAGACAAGUCAUUUUACUUAGUGCAUAGUUUCUGCAAAGGAGACAAGUCAUUUUACUUAGUGCAUAGUUUCUGCAAAGGAGAUAAGUUAUUUUACUUAGUGCAUAGUUUCUGCAAAGGAGACAAGUCCUUUUACUUAGUGCAUAGUUUCUGCAAAGGAGACAAGUCAUUUUAUUUAGUGCAUAGUUUCUGCAAAGGAGACAAGUUAUUUUACUUGGUGCAGAGUUUCUGCAAAGGAGACAAGUCAUUUUACUUAGUGCAUAGUUUCUGCAAAGGAGACAAGUCAUUUUACUUAGAGCAUAGUUUCUGCAAAGGAGACAAGUCAUUUUACUUAGUGCAUAGUUUCUGCAAAGGAGACAAGUCAUUUUACUUAGUGCAUAGUUUCUGCAAAGGAGACAAGUUAUUUAACUUAGUGCAUAGUUUCUGCAAAGGAGACAAGUCAUUUUACUUAGUGCAUAGUUUCUGCAAAGGAGACAAGUCAUUUUACUUAGUGCAUAGUUUCUGCAAAGGAGACAAGUUAUUUUACUUAGUGCAUAGUUUCUGCAAAGGAGACAAGUCAUUUUACUUAGUGCAUAGUUUCUGGAAUGUGGUGACAUGUUUUCUCAGAAACUACUGAAGAUUAUCUAAGAGAUAUUUAUUAAGACAGUUAUUGUUUUGCAGAGGUGUGUAGUUAUGUCACAUUUAAUCAUUUUUUCUGAUGGCAUAAAGAGAUCCAAGUGCUUGUCUUUUCUAAAGGCUUUAUGAUACUUUUUUGUAUACUUUAUAUUCACUACUAUAUCAAUGAACAACAUUCUAAUGUGCCCCAUGGCGGGGAUAGUGAUUACGCUGUUUUCUUGUUGUUUCUUAAUGUCUUGGAUUCCCUAGGGCUAGAAUCUCAAGUAGUGCAUGAUGUCAUCAUUGGUUGUCAGUGGUCCAUUCAUAUCAUUUUCACAGCUAUUUUGCCCUUAACCCCAGACGGAAUAUCUUUCGGCGGACAAUCAAGACUGGUUAUUUUCUUGCAUUGACGUUUAAUAUUUAAACAAUAGUGACUCUGAAUUUACCUUUCAAAGAAAAUGCUGUGAACCGGUUGUGUGAUAUGUGCAUGUCUAAGUUAGCUGACAAAUCGUCAAUGAUGUUGUUGAUAAAAGAUGGUGUAAUUAUUGUUUUUAGAAUACCUAAGGAUAUCAGCCGCGUCGUGUUGGUUCAUUACAAUGUGUCCGUCGUGUUUGUCAGACUAUAACUGCCUUCUGGUACAGGCAGGUGUAAGUCAUAUAAUAUAUAUAAUCUUACACGCAGUUGAUAUGAUUUUAAUAAACUAUGUGGUUGUGUUUUUGCCUUGCCAUGUGAUUAUUAUUAUUGUUGAAUAAAAAUACAAGUUGAUUUAUUAGUCAGAUUGAGUUUUUAGAAGUGUGUAUAUAUCCUUGAAAGAUACGAGCUAUUACUGGCUCCCACCUCGCAUUACAACAGAGAAGACAGGGUGUUUAGAGGUGAUGGCAGAUGGUCGAGUCCAACUCUCAGCUGAGACAUGGUCGACAUAGUGUACCACUGAACCUGAACGGCAUUAAUCGAUGCUGCUGUUGUGUCUACAUCCUGGCAAAGUCCGCCUUUGUUGGCCGUUUGAGUUCAUAGUUAAUACGUAGACAUCCAAUCUAAUUGUGUGUCUUAACACCCAAACGACCUAUAUUUGUUUGUCAGUCCUUUGUACAUGUUACAUGGAGCCGUACUUGCGUCUCUUGACGCUCUGUGGACCUCCUUGAUACAUGUCAGUCCUUUGUAACAUGUUACAUGGAGCCGUACUUGCGUCUCUUGACGCUCUGUGGACACCCUUGAUGCAUGUCAGUCCAUUGUAACAUGUUACAUGGAGCCGUACGUGCGUCUAUUGACGCUCUGUGGACCUCCUUGAUGCAUGUCAGUCCAUUGUAACAUGUUACAUGGAGCCGUACUUGCGUCUCUUGACGCUCUGUUGACCUCCUUGAUGCAUGUCAGUCCUUUGUAACAUGUUACAUGGAGCCGUACUUGCGUCUCUUGACGCUCUGUUGACACCCUUGAUGCAUGUCAGUCCAUUGUAACAUGUUACAUGGAGCCGUACUUGCGUCUCUUGACGCUCUGUGGACACCCUUGAUACAUGUCGGUCCAUUGUAACAUGUUACAUGGAGCCGUACUUGCGUCUCUUGACGCUCUGUGGACCUCCUUGAUGCAUGUCAGUCCUUUGUAACAUGUUACAUGGAGCCUUACUUGCGUCUCUUGACGCUCUGUGGACCUCCUUGAUGCAUGUCAGUCCUUUGUAACAUGUUACAUGGACCCGUACGUGCGUCUCUUGACGCUCUGUUGACACCCUUGAUGCAUGCCAGUCCUUUGUAACAUGUUACAUGGAGCCGUACUUGCGUCUAUUGACGCUCUGUGGACCUCCUUGAUGCAUGUCAGUCCUUUGUAACAUGUUACAUUGAGCCGUACUUGCGUCUAUUGACGCUCUGUGGACACCCUUGAUGCAUGUCAGUCCAUUGUAACAUGUUACAUGGAGCCGUACUUGCGUCUCUUGACGCUCUGUGGACCUCCUUGAUGCAUGUCAGUCCAUUGUAACAUGUUACAUGGAGCCGUACUUGCGUCUCUUGACGCUCUGUGGACCUCCUUGAUGCAUGUCAGUCCUUUGUAACACGUUACAUGGAGCCGUACUUGCGUCUCUUGACGCUCUGUGGACCUCCUUGAUGCAUGUCAGUCCUUUGUAACAUGUUACAUGGAGCCGUACUUGCGUCUCUUGACGCUCUGUGGACCUCCUUGAUGCAUGUCAGUCCAUUGUAACAUGUUACAUGGAGCCGUACUUGCGUCUCUUGACGCUCUGUGGACCUCCUUGAUGCAUGUCAGUCCUUUGUAACAUGUUACAUUGGGCAGAACUGGCGUAUCUUGACGCACAGUGGACACCAUUGAUACAUGUCAGUCCUUUUAAACACGUAACAUGAAGCCGAACUGAUGUACCUUGACGCUCUGUGUUCACCCUUGAUUGCAUGUCAAUCCUUUUUAACACGUUAAAAGGAGCAGAACUGGCGUACCUUGACGCUUUGUGGUCACCCUUGAUUGCAUGUCAAUCCUUUUUAACAUGUUACAUGGAGCCGAUCCGGCGUAUCUUGACGCACAGUGGACACCAUUGAUGCAUUCAGGUGGUAUCGCGGCGGGUUUCACGAUAUAUGCUAAUUAUUAUGAGUCUGUAUUAUGGCAUAUAGUCCUGAAACUACUUAACAAAUCUGUUGUAAUUGGUGAACUUUUCUAAAAGUGGCGCUUUCCGUGCGCGGAAAUGUGCAAUGAUAAGAUUUAAUUAUACAAUGCGAUUAAUAGGUUUCACUUAAAUGGCGACGUCUCUCUUUGUCGCCUCUCAAGGAAGGUAUGACAAAACUGCUUCCUGCACGUCAAACAUGAGUAAUCAUUGCAGCGUCUGCCUCGAGAGGGAGCCUCAGUGUCGGGCAGGAGGAAGAUGAAGAAGGGGCCUAAAAUACUGGUUUACUGCUGUCAAAAUGGCAGCCGAGUUCGGAAUGUAUCAUUUAAUCACAAUCCGCUGGACCUUGAAGAAGAGGCUCCUUUGGAUCUAGCCGUGCCCCUCAUGGGCUACGCUGCCCCUGUGGUCAUCUUCCUGACGCUGGUGUUGAAUGCUGUCGUUGUCGUUGUUCUCACUCGGCGGCGACUCAGGUCGCCCACAAACGUCAUACUCGUCUCCAUCGCAGCCUGUGAUACAUUCACAGCAUUGUUCUCAUUACCUGGAUAUAUGUAUACGUACACUUACGAAGGUUACCGGAAUUACCCGAGUAUGGGAUGGUGUUUUGUGUUGAUCUACCUAUGCCGGUUUACCCCACAAGUUCUCCACACAGUGUCACUGUGGUUGACAGCAUUACUUGCGUUUCAACGUUACGUAGGUGUCGCUCAAAUGGUGUGCAAAGCUUGGAUCAGUUCUUACAAAGGCGUGACGUUGUCGAUCGUGUUUCUAGCCAUACUUUCGUUCAUAUCUCACUGUUUUCAGCUCGUUCUUGUCCCAAGACCGUUGACUCUGGCCUGUGAAGGUUGCGAUUCUGUUGUUAAGGUCCUAAACACGUGUUUUUUACAUUCAUACAACGAUACAUACCUCACCCGCGUGGAUACGCUGCUGCGACUUAUCUUGGCACAGUUACUGCCGUGCUUCCUUCUUCUAGCCUUCAACGUCUGUCUCAUCAGAUCGACCUACAAGAGUCAUAGAUACAUGCAACGCUUGGUUGUGGGACAUAAACCGUCCGAAUACACAGACACCAGAAACACAAUCCGGAUAUCGUUGAUGCUUCUUCUCGUAACGUGCUUCACGUGGAUUUUCGAGAUGUUUGUGAACUUAAAUCUUGUUUUAAAUUAUGCACAUGAUGUUGUGUCCCCGGAUACCCUGAGUAGUCUCGUUCUUAUAUGCAAUUUUACUACACUACUUUCAUUUCCUCUAAAUUUCGUAUUUUAUUUCACGUUCAGUUUUAACUUCCGGGGCGGGAUUUUGUCCUUUGUGAAAACGAGGCUAAAGCGGAAGCUCGCUCCUAGAAAAGUGACAUCUGGUGGGGAUGGGCGCAGAGGCAAUACAUAUGUUUUCAGUCUUAUCCAUCUACAUAAAAAGAGUACAGGAACUGAUGAAUAAAGAACUUUGAAGACACAUUACAGCAAAAUGUGGUAAACUACAGAUUGUAUAAGGAAAGGGACAAAAUGGUAUAAUUGAGAAUUUAGAAUAGUUGCGUCCCUUAAUCUUGCCAGGAUCCGCUUGAUGCUGAUACGAUUCUUAGAUUCGCCUCGAUAACGAUUCUUGAUAUUUGAGCAUCAUACCCGCGCCCGGAGGUUUGACCAACUGGAUAGCGUGUCCGGACUUUAUGACUUGGAGUGAGUGUGCUUUUACGCUGCUUUUAACAAUAUUCCGGCAAUAUCACGGCGGGAAAAACCAAAAAUGGUCUUCACACAUCGUACCCGUGUGGGGAAUCGAAUCUGCGUGACGUGCGAACGCUUUAACUACCCAAUCGCCCCUUAUACUUUUGAGCUUGCAUCUCCUAUAGAGGUGACGAGCCGCCAAACAACUGAUGUUAUGCGAGUACCGUACUCCUGACGUUGAUAGUUUAGAUUUAUGAUGUAUUGAAGUGAAAUAUACAUGUACAUAUUUUGGAAAUUCUGUACUGAUUUAUUGAAUGUCUGCUUGUAUACGUGGUUGUGUCGAAUGUUAUCCUGCCUUUUGCUUCAUUGUGACAAUAAAUGUUAUGUUGGUGUU